CCCCGCUUUGCGAGUCUGCAACUAAUAGCUGCGUGCCAGGGAGCAUGUCGCUGUCCUUUCUCUUCUGUAAACCAUGGCAUCCAGCCACGACCUGGAAUCAAAAAAAGAUUUGGGAGGCCGAGCAAGCGGAGCUCAAGAAAAAAAAGGACGAGGCAAUCGCCAACAAGGAGCUCAAGAGGGACAGCGACAGGCGCUUCUACGAGAAUUUGGCCGGGGGGAAGCCGCAGGACGCCUCCGCCGCCGCGUUGAACUUCAUGUACAACCCCCCCCCUGGGUACCAGCAGCCCGAGGAGGAGGAACUUAACGAUGACGACGAAGCGGUCAAGAAAUUCAAAGCUCUUGCCAAAAUGAAGGCGGACCCCAACUUUUCGGCGGCGACACAAAGCUCGGAGCUGGAAAAGCUGGUGGGCAGGCGGGUAAACCCGGGCGUGUCCCUCGCGGAACAGCAGGAACGGUUCCCGUUUCUCAAGGACGCGCCGGUGGAACACGCCUACGCGGCGGGGGUGAAGGUGAAUUUCAAGCCUUUCAACAACGUGAUCCGGCACGUUCGAUGCAUGCGCUGCGGCGAGUGGGGGCACCGAAGCGGCGACCGCGAGUGCAGCGUCGACGAGAACCCCCACGACGCGGAGCGCCAGAAGCGCGAAGACCCAAUGUCGUACAUGGCGGCCGCUUCUGGGGGCGGGCAAAUGGAGAGCUCUACGUAUGGCGGGGGCGGAGAUGAUGCAAGCGCGGACCCGGACUCGGAGUACGUGAAUAGUCUUUCGACGAAGAAGAAGCGGCGUCUGCUAAAGUUGCUGCAGAAGAUGGAGGAGGGGGGCGGGGAGGCGCGGAAGAGCGCCAAGAAGAAAGAUCGCAAAGGAAGGAAGAAGCGGAGCAGCAGCAAGCAGGGAUCAAGAGAAAGUGACGGCGGUGGUGCCGGGAGUGGCUCAAAGAGAGAGAACGAGAGGAGACAAAUUCGUAAGGGAACGAGUCGUGAGGGAGACGGGAAGGAACAGAUAUCUUCGAGAAGUGCCGUUAACGACCACAGGAAGGACAGGAAGCGAAAGAGAGAAGAGCGGGAUGAUGGGAGCAGCAGGAGAACGGAUAGCAAUGAUGUCAUCGGCCACAAGAGGGGUAAGGAAAUGGGGGAGGAUGGCGUAGCUGCGGAGGAAAGCGGCCAGGAUGCAGCAAGAAAGGUGGCGGGAUUGGAGGCACGGUCUUCGUCGAGGGAAGAAAGAGACGCCCAAGAAAAAAAGAGACGCCGAAAAAAAGAAAAAAAGAAGGGCCGGGUGGAGGAUCACGACAGAGGCUCGACUCGUAAGAGCAGUAGCGGUCGCAACCACCGUCAUGGCAAGGACAAGAAGUGAAUAGGGGGGGUUGCGACGGGUGGAGCUGUGUGUGUGUGUGCUGCGCAACAAGUCAUGAUGACCGUAACAAUGGGAGGUCCACCAACUUCAGGCAGCAGAAGCAGCAAGGCAGCAGCAAGGAUAUAUGGUGGCAUCGCUAAGAAUGGCAAAGGUAGCUGGAUGCCGGUGCACGAUUCCGUUGUUUGGUUAGAUAGUGUGGCACCGCAGGAGAACCUGGAGUUCAGCAAACGAUGUUUUUCCCGUCGGUUUACUUGUACCUGCUUCCGCGGCAAAGUCACUAGAUCGCUUUUCUGGAACAGCUUCUGGGAAACCUAACCAGUCCCGUUGGUUACAACUGCUGUGGGUGGCAUUACCCGAUGGCGCUA
This is a messenger RNA of Ectocarpus sp. CCAP 1310/34, 1711 nucleotides long. Lineage: Eukaryota; Phaeophyceae; Ectocarpales; Ectocarpaceae. The record is from the annotation of a GenBank genome assembly.